AUGAGCUCAGCCGAACAACAGACCAUUGUGGUCAUCGGACUAUCUGGUGCUGGGUUGAAAACCAUCAACUUGCUGCUCGAUCGACUUUACAGUCGCUCUGGACAACCCAAGACACCCGACCAAAGGAUACGACUGAUUGCAAUCGAGAAGGCUACGUAUGCUUACUGGCCACCUGGAUCUCUGAGAGCUUCGGUCGUCGACGGCUUCGAAGACAAGAUCAUCCGGAGCUUCGACUACAUCAUUCCUCAAAAAAUUCAAGACAAUCAUCCCGACCUCGUCAAGGUCUUCACCGGAACAGAGGUCGUAGACUUGGAUCUCAAGGAACGAUUCCUCGUUUUCGACAAGCCUUUGGAUGGCUUAGGAGUCGAGCCUGGGAAUAAAUUGGUCUUCGACUAUUUGAUUAUUGCAUCAGGAUCAUCUUACGCCUUUCCAUGUCGACCACCACCGGAAGCAGGUAGACCAGAAGAGUUGAAAGCUCAACUACGAAGCCUUCAGGAACAAAUCCGAGAGUCCCAAUCAAUCUUGAUCGUCGGGGCCGGAGCAGUCGGGAUCGAGCUAGCAGGAGAAGUGAGCUCGAAACACAAAGACAAGUCAAUUACUUUGGUUUGCUCGACACCGAGCCUGCUCCCCGACAUGAAUCCCAAGCUCGGGAACUCCCUCAAACAGCAACUCACGGAUCGUAAAGUUAAAAUCGUAUUUGGCUCGAGGGCUAACAUUGGUGAACUCGGGAUUUCCAAGACCGGCAAAUUGGACAAGCUGACUAAGAUUGGUCUAGCAACACGUGAUGGCGACAAGAGCUCAGAGGAUGUCGAAGCCGAUUUUGUCUUUCUGGCGAUUGGGAACAAGCCCAACACGAAAUUUGUGCCAGCCGAAUAUCUUGAGCCUGAAAGCCGUCUGAUCAAGGUGAACGAACACUUACAGGUACUCGGUGAGGAUUCCAAGCCAAUCGACAGGGUUUAUGGAGUCGGCGAUGCGAUAAAUUUUCGAGAAUCCAAACUGUAUGCGGCACUCGAUGGACAGGCAGCAACGGUAUCCAAAAACCUAUGGAUCGAUAUAUCUGAUUCUAAAUUGGAUAAGGGGAUUCACAAGCCUCUUAAAGAUACAAUUGCGAUCCCAUUAGGACCCUGUGGUGGUGCCAGCGAAGUAUUUGGAUUUACGUUCGGCCUGGGUCCGUGGGCAACCUCCCUCGCCAAGGGUUACACCCUACUCCUAUGGAUGUUCAACUCUCUCAACACUGGCGAAUAUCAUUCGAAGGAUCUGAGUCUGCAAGAAAGUACGGAGGAGGACCAAGCAGAACUAAUCGAUACCGAUGCCGAGCAAGCUGGUUCACUAGAACUAAUCCACAAACCAAAACAGGAAGAGAUCGAUCUACCAGAAGAAGAUACUACUUGCGACUCGAAACCACCCAUCGAACAACAACAAGAAUCACUCCGUUCAACGCCAACUCAUACAAACCUCAUCAAGCAUGAAGACCCCUCAGAACAGUCAACGCCAGAUUACCAUCAGCAUCAAACCAGUCUCACCUCACCCGAAUCGGACGUACUAGAUGACAGUCUGGUCUACCAACACGAAUCCCCAAUCCAAUCCCCUACACUGAACCAUCCAGAUCGACCGGACCACGAACCACUGAACAAGAAUCGGAGCGGUUCCACAUCAAUCAGCCCCUCAUUCUCGUUGUGGGAGCAUCUCAAAUACGAAAUCAGCUCGAACCAAGAUGAACUAUCCUCACUGCAAGACUCAACGUCGGCCUCCCUACGAUCUGAGCGAAUCUCCAACUUCCUCAAUGUCCCGAUCGCUAUCGAAAAAACCAUCGUCUUUGGCUUUUGGAUCUGUCUCGAUGCAUUCCUCUCAGUCCUGACCAUCCUGCCCAUCAAAUUCAUCUAUUCCUUAUACAAGUUGCUCGAGAGCAUCGUCUACAAAAUCGCUCAUUCAGCUCGGACUGUCAAGAACAAAUUGCUCGGAAGACGUGGUAGUAACGACCGGAAAAAUCACCAUCAUCGUAAAAGAUUGAGCGUUCCUCGCAAAGUAGAUCUACUUCAGGGCCUCUUGAUUAUCCUGGUCUGCGUCUUUCUACACCAUGUGACUGAUGCAAGUCGAAUGUAUCAUUCAGUCAGAGGUCAGGAAACUAUCAAACUCUAUGUUAUCUUCAACGUCUUGGAGAUCGCAGAUAGGCUAUGCUGCUCGUUCGGACAAGACAUCUUGGAUUCCCUAUUCUCUCCCUCUACGCUCGGACGAAGGAUCGAUGGAUCUCAGCCGCACAUGAAACCAAUCUUUUUAUUUAUCCUUGCGUUCAUUUUCACAGUUGCCCAUACCUUGGUGUUGUUUUAUCAACUGGUCUCCUUAAAUGUUGCCAUCAAUUCUUUCGAUCAUUCCUUGAUCACCUUGCUAAUCUCGAAUCAGUUUGUCGAGAUUAAGGGUGCAGUUUUCAAAAAAUUCGAAAAGGAAAACUUGUUUCAAAUGAGUUGCGCUGAUAUCGUCGAGCGCUUUCAGUUAUUCUUGAUGUUGACCAUCAUUGCCAUUCGAAACUUGAUCGAAAUGUCCGGUUCAUCAACUUCAUCUUCCCAUGCCCACAGUUACACAUAUCACUAUCUUCCAGCAUCCCUUAACCUUUCACCGACCCUAUCUUUGAUCGAGAAAAUCUUUACGCCGGUAUUCGUAGUCAUGUUGAGCGAGGUAUUGGUCGAUUGGCUCAAGCACGCAUUCAUUACAAAGUUUAAUCACAUUCGCCCAGGUGUGUAUGGGAGAUACAUCGAUGUACUAUGUAAAGACCUCGUUGGCGAUCAUAAGAUUAUUCAAGUAGAGGACAAUGUGAAGGAUGAUGAAGAUAUGAAGCCCUUUGUCGACAAGUCGCCAGCUGUAUCUCGUCGGUUAGGAUUCUCAGUGUUCCCGAUAUUCUGUUUAUCUGUUCGAGUGUCCUUUCAGGCCAUCGACAUGCUGUCAGACACACCAGACGAAGAUUUCAAUGUGUUCACAGAUGAUCUUAAGGACAUUUUAUUUGAUCGACCAAAUAAAUUCACCGUCGAAUACGUCAAACAGCAAUUCUUCAUUAUCCCAUACUCAAAGUUCUUCAACGCCGACCCAGCUGGUUACCUCGACCCACUCGAACAAGACCGAUCGCCGCCUAGCAGACCGCCAGAGGUCACAGGCUCAUCGACGUUCUCCAGUUUCCAAAUGAAAGGAUUCAUCGUCUUGAGCUUCGUGGUCGUCAUGAGUUUCUUGAUCCUAAUCAAGCUGUACAUCGGCAUCCGCAUUCGAUUGUAUGCGAUCAAGCGAGUCCAAACCAUGAACAACAGGCUGGCCGAAGACCAGGUCAAUGGGCGUGACCGGAUGCCCAUAGGGCUCUCUCCCACAGAAAUUAUGAAGGAGGAGAACGACCGGAAGUUGAUCGAGAAAGUCGAAUUCGAUGUCCCUCUGAGGACGAAUUCUUCCAGGCCGAACUCGAAUUCAAAUCAAACCUUGACGAACCAAAAAGCGGCGGGACCUCAACUAAGGAAGACUCCUUCCGGCUUACAUCUCGCCGCUUCUCCAUCCUUUCAUCAUCUUGCGUCAGAACCCCCUUCCCAUUCCCCCGAUCAAUCUUCCUCGCAUCAUAAAAAGAAACUCCUGUCGAUGGACGAACUCAGUCGUUUUGAUAUGGUUCGCAGUCGCAUCUGGUGA
Puccinia triticina is the source of this 3657-nucleotide messenger RNA. RefSeq lists its product as uncharacterized. Gene Ontology annotation, biological process: maintenance of protein localization in endoplasmic reticulum. Gene Ontology annotation, molecular function: oxidoreductase activity. Gene Ontology annotation, cellular component: endoplasmic reticulum membrane. The record is from RefSeq and is a predicted model, not a curated record. The transcript has 10 exons. The coding region runs from base 1 to 3657 and encodes 1218 amino acids. Lineage: Eukaryota; Fungi; Basidiomycota; Pucciniomycetes; Pucciniales; Pucciniaceae.